AUGCUCCAUGAUCCACGUACGUAUUCCAAGGAUUAUUCGGUCAAGGAAGUCAAGGAAGUCAAGGAAGUCAAGGAAGCCAUUGAACGCAUCCACCCCAAAUACCUACUGCAUAAAUCACAAACAACGCCAACGCCUUUUCUGCUACGCCCUGUUUUUUGUUUAAUUCCUCGCAAAUUCGCAACCUCCGAAGAAAGUUCAAACCCCAUCUGGAUUUCGGAUUCCUGA
Botrytis deweyae is the source of this 225-nucleotide messenger RNA. RefSeq lists its product as uncharacterized. NCBI's taxonomy places the organism in Eukaryota, Fungi, Ascomycota, Leotiomycetes, Helotiales, Sclerotiniaceae. The transcript is spliced from 2 exons. The coding region runs from base 1 to 225 and encodes 74 amino acids. The record is from RefSeq and is a predicted model, not a curated record.